Coccinella septempunctata (seven-spotted ladybird) is the source of this 7584-nucleotide messenger RNA. Its product is annotated as titin homolog. Gene Ontology annotation, cellular component: membrane. The transcript has 15 exons. The coding region runs from base 338 to 6814 and encodes 2158 amino acids. Gene Ontology annotation, biological process: proteolysis. Gene Ontology annotation, molecular function: protein binding; serine-type endopeptidase activity. The record is from RefSeq and is a predicted model, not a curated record. Lineage: Eukaryota; Metazoa; Arthropoda; Insecta; Coleoptera; Coccinellidae.
CACAAUUCUCCAAUGUAUUCCGAGUUCCAUUGAAUCAAAAACGCACAGACAUAUUUCCCUCUCUGAACAACACACAUCAAAUUUUAUCGCUUAGUUCAUAAAGAGGUCACCAAUUUUCUAAAUAAGAUGUUUAUUUUCGUAUCUAGUUCUGAACAGUGUUGAAAACGUCUGUUUUUAUCUCCGGUACAUUGAUGAAUGAGCGUAAUUAUUUUAUCUGGCAUUUCUCAUGGGUAUACCGCACUCUUUAGGAUUUCAAACCUAGGAUAGUUGAUCCUACCUAUCAGUAUUAUGAUGCAAGACUAGUAAGCUGUAUACUGGGACAACACACUCGUGAGCAAUGGAUGCUGAUAGCAGUUAUGGAGGCAGCGAUACAGCUCAAGACUCAACCUGUGGAAACGACAAUAACUCACUGGAGAACUCCACGAUAACAUCACAUAACACAUCACAUCCGACAAGUCAUUCGGUAACAAGCAUCACUGUAAAUAGCGAAGAGAACCCAUACUACAACAAAAACGAAAUCACACUACCUGUAAACAGAGAUGAGACAGAUUUUAAGAGUGAGGACAGCCCCAAACUGCCUCACUAUCUAUCCACUGCCAAUCUGAACAUAAACGAGACCUUAGAACAUCACAGUAACUUAGAAGCGAUGAGCAAGCAAUACAGGAGUACGAGUUAUCUGAACGCUGAAACGCCACCAAGUCAUCGAAAGUCUGGCUUGGAUAAUCCAGCCUUCGAUGAUGAGGAGGAGGCUAAGGACAAGCAGAGCAUCAAGUCCUCGUUCGACCAAAGCAAACCUUAUAACGGAGAUUUAAACUCAUCGGUGAACUCCAUGAGCCUCAAUGAAGAACCCCUAACCGAAGCUGUAAAUUUGGAACUUGUGAACAUGAAACCGUCAGGGAAAGACAUCACAGGGCCGUACGAAAAUGGUACCAACGGUAUGACCACGAUACCCUUGAAACCGGACGCUGACGUAGAGAUGGGCAACCCAUACGAUGAAUAUUUUGUUCCUGUGAACGAGCAUAAAAAAUUUAUGAGUAAAUUCAGCAGAUCUCGGAACAGCGUUACGUUUGCCGAGUCUUUAGCCAGUUCAUCCGGAUACGAAAACGAAGAAAAUGGUACUGGAGUUGUGAACUAUCCAGAGUGGAUCAUGUCCCAACAUCCACGGGGGGAGAAAUUAUACGUUACCAUGGACAAGAGGAAUGUGAAGAAGAAGAGCAGGUGUCUUUGUUGGGGCGUGUGCAUCUGUGUCGUUCUGGCAGCUUUAGUCUUAGGAAUUUUGGCAGCAGUGGGAGUUAUAGGAACCGCGCCCGUUCAAGAAGUAAGUUCAAGGCAGUUCGGUGGAUCCACACCAGUAGUCAAGAAAGGAGUGAUAUUCGGUCUUCCUACGGGAGAAACCGAAAAUUCUUCAAUGUCACCUGAUAAUGCAUCACCCAGGUACACACCUGGUCCACCAAUCAGCGCAGCCCCUUAUCCACUAACAACGGAAAUGUCCGAAAUAUCAGUUCCUCAAGCCUUAGAAUCUCAAAUAAGAAUAGACAACCUUGAAUUCGACCCUGAAUAUUCAGACAAGAGCAGCUCCAAAUUCAAGGAUCUGGCAUCUACGUUAGAAGAAGAACUCAAAAACACAAUAUUCACCAACGAUGAGUUGAACUAUGGACCUGCAGAUAUAGAAGUCAAAGUUAUUGAUUUCAUUGAAGGAAGCGUUAUUGCAAGAUACCGUAUUGUAUGGAAAUUCAAGGAGGGUUUACAUAACACCAAAGAUCCAGUAGACAUUUCAACAGUGGAUAAAAGAAUGAUGAAAAGUAUGGAAACAAAUGGGGGAAAUUUAGGAUACUUCCACAUUGAUGAAGAAUCUUCUAUGAAUAGAACAACAAGGGUUCUGGACUCCUGUAAAAUACAAAACUUCGGUUGUGAACAUGAAUGUAAAUUCGAUUAUGAUACAGCUGAAUUUACAUGUAUUUGCCCUGAAGGAAAAGUACUCAUGGAGAAUGGCAAGAAUUGUGCUGAUGAGUCAGUUUCAGAGCCGAAACCAGAACCAGAAGCGGAACCAACACCAGAACCAAAUCCACAAUGGUAUGACCAUGAAAAUAGGCAUGACACCGAGGCAACACCUGAAGCUCAUGCAGACGCAGAACCUAGUUCCGAACCAGAACCUAGUUCUGAGCCAGAACCUACUUCUGAACCAGUGUCUGUAUCGAAGCAUGAAUCAGAACCAGUACCUAGUUCUGAACCAGAACCUGUUUCUGAGCCAGAACCUAAUUCUGAACCAGAACCUAGUUCUGAACCAGAACCAACUUCUGAGCCCCAACCCGAUGCCAAUUCGCAUUUCAUUCCUCACAUUAUUGAGACAACCGUACGAAAUUUUGAGGAGUUGAAAGAAACCACGGCUGAACCAGCAGCAGAACCAAUACCUUCAGCAGAACCGACAGCAGAACCAGCAGCAGAACCAGCAGCAGAACCAACAGCAGAACCAACAGCAGAACCAGCAGCUGAUCCGACUGCAGAACUGGCAGCAAAACCAACACAUAAACCAGUAGCAGAACCGGCAACGGAACCCGCAGCAGGACCAACAGCAGAACCAGCAGCUGAACCAACAGCCGAACCAGCAGCUGAACCAGCAGCUGAACCAGCAGCUGAACCAACAGCCGAACCAGCAGUUGAACCAGCAGCUGAACCAGCAGCUGAACCAGCAGCCGAACCAGCAGCUGAACCAGCAGCCGAACCAGCAGCUGAACCAACAGCCGAACCAUCAGCCGAACCCACAGCCGAACCAACAGCCGAACCAACAACCGAACCAGCAGCCGAACCAGCAGCUGAACCAGCAGCCGAACCAGCAGCCGAACCAGCAGCUGAACCAGCAGCCGAACCAGCAGCUGAACCAGCAGCCGAACCAGCAGCCGGACCAACUGCCGAACCAACAGCCGAACCAGCAGCCGAACCAGCAGCAGAGCCUACUGCUGAACCUACUGCAGAGGCAACGAAUGAACCUUCUGUCGAUUCAGAGCACAAAGGAGACUCGAAGACUGAAUAUGUUGCUGAACCAACAUCGGCACCCUCAGCAGAACCAACAACUACACCUACAGUGAAAUCAAAUAUAGAAUUGGAGGGUUCAGGCAAGACAAUAGAAGCAGAACCAACACCCGAACCUACUUCUGAACAUUUAACAGAAUCUUACCCCCUUCUAAAAUCAAACCAAGAUUCGGUAUCAGAUCCUGCGGUUGAAACUGGAAGGCAAUUCAUAUCUGAAAAUAUUGGAGUUGCGAUGACAGAAUCAGAAACUAUGUCGGAGCCAACUAUAGAACCGAUACCAGAAGAUGCUGCAAAUGAACACAACGAAAUCAUUGAUGAAAACAAAACAGAAUACACCACAAUAGCGUCAGAGGAAUCAUCAGAACCAUCCUUCACUGAGCCAAUUGUUACCAAGAAAACAAGUUCAAAUGCAAGGUUACUUUCAGAACCAGUUGAACCAAAUACUGAAAUGACUACCCAAACUGCAACAGAAUCUGCUACGAUGCCAGGUGAAGAAUCGACUGAAAAAAUUUUGCAAUCAAUGGUAGCAGAGAUUGACAAAGUCACUACUAUCGAAUCCCUUCCUGAAAAAGUAACAAUUUCUCCCGCAGACAGUUCCAGCAAUUCUGAAAAAUUAACAUCUAACGAAUCGACAACAGAAUACGAUGCAAAAACUGCAAUUCCAACCACUACACAAGAAUUAAUCGGCAAAACUGAGGAGCCACUGGAAAUGAGUGAAAAUAAUGAGAAAGAGCAGGAUUCGGAAAACACUGGUGAAUUUCUGACAAUCACUCAAACCUCAACCCCCUCCCAAUCCAUCCAGUCUAUCACUACGGAACUGCCAAAAGGAAAUCAAGAUGUAGAAAACACCACUGCGUUCAACAGCCUGGAAGAAGCUGCUGUUACUAUAAACCCACAAAUUUUCGUCCACAAUGAAGUUGAAAAUAUAAACAAUAACCUGACUGUUGGUGGCGUUGAAUCAACGAAAAAAGCAGAAACGAAUGAAAAAUCGGAAAAACUAAUUGACGGUACAGAAACAAUAGAACAAAAUCAAAUUCAUAUCCAACAAAUAACGACAUCUAGAUACGUUGAGGAAGUAACUGACCCACAGAUGAUCAGGUCUCCUGAAACUCACCAAAAUAUUCUUCUGAAUGAACCACAAGAGUAUUCGAAUAACAUUGACAAUAUGUCACCAUUUCUUCCCGAGAUAGAAAAUGAUACAUUCAUCAACUCGUUGAGAUCUGAUGAGCAUUUCAUCGAUAAUUAUAUGAAUCAGAGUAACGAAGAACAUAUUUUGGUGACGACAAAAGCGCCAACGCUAGAGCAUGAUCAAAUGAAUAAAACUAAUCCAAUGGAUCCAAGCCCAACCGACACUGAAAACAUAGUUCCUGAAAGUACAACAUUAUCUGAAUAUAACAUUACAAGAACAGGAAAAGCGGAGGACAUAGAUCAUGCUCCUCUCUUCACAUCUGUUGAACAAACUACCGAGUACUUAAUGGAUUCUGUGAAUGAAAACACUAGCCUUGAGAAUUCCUCCACCAAAGAAUACGAAAACUUGACUAAAGCCGAAGAGAAUGUUCCUGAAGUGACCACAACUGAAAAGCAACAACCUUUAUCAGAAGAAGAACCUACAACGUCGUCAUCGGAAAAUGACAAAGAUGAACAUGAUACGACAAUCGCAGCAACUACAUACAGAGACUCGAAUGAUUUAGCUAGUAGCACCGAAGAUUUGAUUGCAAUGGAAACUACCACAAACGGCUUGAAAGCGUCUCCAGAAAAUAUUUCCAAACUGAACGACGAACAGCAGAAACAGAAAGUUCUCCCUGAAAGUUCAAUAACCAAUGAAAAAAACAGUGAUUACCAAAGUUAUGCUGUACAAGAAGAGUUUGUGGACUCAACAACUACCUCAAAAUUAUUUGUGACUAAAUCAACGACAGUGCUUCCGAUGAACGCGUCAGAAAAUGACUCCAAAACUUCUAAUGACAUUUUCCAAGCCACCCCUAUAAACUCAGAGAACAAAUCUCAAGAAAAACAAAUAGAAACAACAGUGGGUUAUCAAAUGGAUAAAUUAGGAAAAAGCCUCUUCGAUUCGCGUUACGUAGACAAUUCUGAGACAGGCCUCAACGACGAUACCAAAGAGGCAAACACUGAUGUCAAACCAGUUACUGAAGGGUUUACUUUGAUAAGUUUUUCAAGGUGUGAAGCCAAUCAAUUCAAAUGUGAAAAUGGUACUUCUCGAUCGGAUGGAAGUUAUUGUAUUCCUAUUGGUGAUAGAUGUGAUUCAGUUGAAGACUGUACAGAUGGUUCAGAUGAAGUCAAUUGUAUGGAAGAAGGGUGCCCAAACAACUUCCAAUGUAAAAGCGGACAAUGCCUGAAGAGACACUUGGUUUGUGAUGGUAUAGAGAACUGCAAUGAUGGAAGUGAUGAAAUCAAUUGUGAAUCAUGGAAAUGCUCAGAUGACGAAUUCACUUGCGGAAACAACGACCGUUGUAUACCUUUAAGAUGGGUCUGUGAUGGAAGAUCUCAAUGCCGAGAUGGAUCAGAUGAACAUCAUUGUAACGUGACAAAAUGCUCUGAUGACGAAUUUAACUGUGCUCAGCAGGAUAGCUGUGUACCGAAGUCUUGGAGAUGUGACGGGAAAUCUGACUGUAUGAGUUCCGAAGACGAAACGAAUUGUGAAUGUACUAAGGACGAGUUCAAAUGUAGAAUCGGAGGCGGUUGCGUAAGUCUUAAGGCAGUAUGCGACGGAAUCACAAACUGUGGCGAUAGAUCUGACGAAUGGAAUUGUCUUUCCCUGCAAGAAACAACUUCCGCUCUUAAAGCUAACGUCGGAAAUGAAUCGGCAAUGAUCUGCUCAGAUAAUUGGGACUCUAGUCAUUCAGAUAUGGCUUGUCACAUGAUGGGUUACUUAGGUUCCACCCAUUAUGCAGAAAUCGAGAGACCGGCAGAUAUAACGAAUGUUUUGAAAAUCGCGGAGAACAUAACUUCUGGUACUUCACUGCUCUCGCAACUAGAAAAUGUCAGCUCAUGCGAGAGGGUUGUGACCCUAACAUGUCAAAAAUAUGAAUGUGGUUCAUUCGAGAAUAUUACGGAAACAUCUGUAGCGCACUCGACAAACCAGACAUCUGAAUGGCCUAGUUUGGCACUUCUUUACAGCAACAAACAGAAUAUUUAUUGUACCGGAUCUGUAGUAGCACCCUCCUGGGUAGUCGCCAGCUAUUCUUGUCUGUUAGGAUCAAUGAGUCAAGGAAAAUUAUCCCCUGUCGAUUGGAUUUUGAGAAUUGGCAACCAGCAGAGAACCAUUGGAAAUAUUAUUGAGCACCCUAAGGUCAAGUACACCAACUUCUAUUACACUAACGAUAUCGCACUCCUCAAACUGAAUCAACAACUUCCUUCAACUGUUCAAUCAGUAUGUCUUCCUGAAGAAAAGCUAGAGGAUACUCAGACUUGUGUGGUGGCAGGAUGGAAGAAGAUUAUCCCAGGAGACUCUACACAAGAACAAUAUCUGGACAAUGUGUCUAAGCCUCUCACUAGUAUACAAGAAUGCAAUUCUACAAAACAUUACAAUGGUAUGAUGGGCGCCAAUGAAAUCUGCAUCGAAUCAAAUGAUGCCGAUGGUUCGCUAUGCCGCGACGACGUCGGAGCGCCUUUAAUGUGUAUUUCAGAAGUGAAAAAGAUGUGGCAAAUACAAGGCUUACUUAGCCAUACAAACAAAUGCACAACUCAAAGCCACCCACCAGUGUUCACAUCCAUGAAUAAAGAACUAACGGAGUGGAUUAGAAACACGAUAGGCCAAGCAAUAUGAAGAGACUUUUCUGCUCUAAUUGUGAUUGUAAAUUAAAAUUUAUUCUAUUAUGUUCGGAAUGAUAUAUUGGAGAAUUCGCAAAAAAGUGAACGAUACACUAUGGAUGUUAAAAAAGACGAACAGUGGUACCAAAAAAUGGUUUUUAUAGCAUCGAGGGUAUAUCAUAAUCACUUCAAUCCAGAAAUUAAAAUUCAAUGUUCCUAUUGAACAAAUGAUGAAAUCUUUCAUGAUUGUGAUUUUUAUUUAUAUAAUAGCAUUGAACAAAAACUGAGGUAAAGUAAAAAAAGCAUAAGGCAAUGAAACUUAGUAUACAGCACACUGUAUCACCUACAACAGAGAUGAUAUUGUGUAGGUAAUGAUGAUUCAACAGCAAACCUAAACAUUUUGGAUAUCCAUAUUUCUGUUUGAGCGGCAGAUUUGUAAAUUUUUUAAAUCAAUGUUGCAACAAUGGAUCAAGUCCAUAUUGUACUGAUGAACAAUGUAACCAAUUUAAUAUGUUUUAUGUUGAAUUCUUUUUAGUAUUAUACCCAUACAAAUCAAUAUGAAUGAUAAAAUAUAUUUUUUAAUAAGGCUUUUGUAUAUAAUGUAUGAUAUUUUAGUUUCUUCGAAUGUUAUUAUUGAAAUGUAAUGUUAUCCGUCCAAAAAUAUGGAUUUAUUAUUCUUGUUUUUAUUUCGCUAGUCACAUAUUUUUCUGUGCCAAUACAAAAUAAGUGACGGUGUUUGACCAUGUAAAUAUUUAGUAGAUACUAAUAAAAAUUUUACCGAAACUA